Moesziomyces antarcticus is the source of this 3777-nucleotide messenger RNA. RefSeq lists its product as uncharacterized. Gene Ontology annotation, biological process: positive regulation of transcription by RNA polymerase II; meiotic cell cycle. Gene Ontology annotation, molecular function: DNA binding; DNA-binding transcription factor activity. The record is from RefSeq and is a predicted model, not a curated record. The transcript has 8 exons. Lineage: Eukaryota; Fungi; Basidiomycota; Ustilaginomycetes; Ustilaginales; Ustilaginaceae. Gene Ontology annotation, cellular component: nuclear chromosome. Bases 1 to 3777 code for a protein of 1258 amino acids.
AUGCCAGCUGACCCAACAGCCAACCCAAACCGUCUCGGCCCCGCCUCGAAAUGCACCCGUGUGGAGACGCGACAAGCGACUCUAUCGUCAGAACCGCUCGACUGUCCAUUCGCCGCACCGUCCCCCGGCUCUGGAAAGAGCUUGUUUGCGCUGGCUGGCAUUCAGGCUGCGACGUGCCAUGGCCGCGUCACUGCCAAAGACGCGAUGUGUCCUGCGAUACCCGAAGUCUCUGCGGCAGUUGUCACGAUCUGGAUCCUCCUCGUUCGGCCUGGUGUGGCGCUCUUCGCUGAUUCAUCUGGGAUCCCUUCCGAAGAACCUCUUUUUUCCUUCUUUCGCGUCCUCGCCGUCGCGGCUCCUCCUCGUGGCUCUCUUGAGGGCGACGAAGCCGGCUUGUUGACGUCGCACACGGGAUCUGCCACGGGCAUGGGUGGUGCGAGCAACUCACAGACGGGAGUGUGGACGGCGGUCAGCUUCGAUCGUGAUGCGCAGACGCGGUCCCAACUGGCAGUGUCACACGACGACCAGGCAAACCAGAUUCCCACGGUGCCGACACGGACAAGUAGAUCGUCGGCCUCUUCCAUCUUUCCUUCUUCGCGGCGCCUCCUCGACUCAGCUCGAUCCAUCUCAGGCGGCAGUGCUGUGCCUCUUUCGGCAUCGACGACUCCCUUUCGUGCUGCGUCGGAGCAUCAACUUGCCGUUGCAGCCGUCGGCUUGCUGGCCGCUUCCUUUCCUUGCAACCCGAGGUCUUUCGUUAUCUUCGACUUCGUUCGCUCGUCUCCGGCCGUUAUUCUGGGUGACAGGAAAUCUGCAAUUGCUGCCUCAGCAUCGUCGCACCACAUCGACGCCUCCCGAGAGAUUGCUGACUGGACGCGAGUCUCUCAUCCACACCGGCUCGCUUCGGAUCAGCUCCGAUCAGCAAUCGGACGUGUGCACAUCGUCGGAAGCACCGUCGAAUCGCUCGCACUCGAGACCUGCUCUCGCUCUCGGUGUCGGUCCAGCUCUCUGCUGCCCUGUCUUCGACCCGCGAUGGACGUCUCGUCGGUGCCUCAGUCGUCGGCCUCCUCAGCGUCGGUCGGCGAUGCCCCGUCUCAAGCAGUGGCGACCAGGACGAGCGAGACGUAUAAGGAGCAGCCCGUCCUUGUGCACGCCACUCCUCCUCUUCUUUCCACCACAAGCCACCGCCUCGCUCCAAACCUGGACGGACCCCACUCUCCUUCCGCACGACAGGCCAUUCGUUCUUCCUCCAUCUCGACACCGACUGCAGCUCGCACCAGCAGCUCUUCUCUUUCGGUCACCACUCCGCCAGCCUCUCGACACGGCCAUCAAGCCUUCGACUGCACGAGUGCGCUCGAUGGAUCCUCUAGAUCAUCCAAGUUCGUAGAAUUCCACACCUCUCAGCCUCUUACUCCUCCGGCAACUGCCGCUUCCAAGCGACGUCGGCAUUGGAACGCGAGCAAGUCCUCUCCGCUCCGAAGCGAUCGCAGCUUCCCUCCGACACCGUUCUCGCGAUCCCGUCCGGUGGGUCGAAGCGCGCUGCACCGAGACUCGCUUUUGCCAGAGUCACCCACGCUUCAGACGCAGCGAGCAAGGAAGCUGCACCGCUCCUCAGCCUCGACAGCUUCACUUGUCCUGCAGCCGGCUUCCACCACGCUCGAACGCGCCGCCUUCACCAUGUCCUCCUUCACGGCAGCCGCGCAGCUCGGCGCUCGUCAGGAAUCGAGGGAGGUGCUGAGCCCAGCUCACGUCGAAAACACGCCAACGACGAUCCCGCCGUUCAUCAAGUCGCGUGCUUUCACCCUGGACUACUUCGAGCGGCCCACACUCCCGCCCCUGGUCGGGCCCGUUCGCACUUCCCGUUCUCCCAGCCUUUCCUGGUCGCGCUACGGCAGCGAGCACAGGAGCAACCCAUACUACAUUUCGGAUCUGGCGCGCCGACAAUCGUACAGCUACACGCGCCAGGCGCCCUUGACUCCGACCUCACUUCCUGGCGCUGGCCGGUCAUCCUCAAGUCUGCAUGGGCCUUGGACCCCGACCAGCUCCGUCCGCUCGACCUCGAACGAGCUUCCAGCCGCGGCUGUUGCUGCGUUGCACGACGGAUCGAUUGGCACAGCUAGUCGUUCGGGCGGGUCGUACUUUCAUUUGGGCAACGUGGCAUUCCGUGCGCCCACGGCCGAGACCCUCAGCGGCCACGAGCUUCCCUCUCCCAACGCUCUGGGUCUCUUCGUGGAGCCUUCGCCUCUCCCAGCUGGGCUUUUCCGACUGGACACGAACCGAGCCCGCAAUGGAUUUGGUGCUCCGCAGGUAGAGGGCACUGAGCCGGAUCAUGCGGAGCGGUAUGCAGUGCGACCUCCUCUGCCGCGAUCGAACGCCUCGGCACACUUGGGGUCGCUUGCGCGUUCGCCCCUCUCUCCCAACGAGGAGCCUCUGCCCAGGCUGUCUCUUGGCCACCGCCGAAGUCUGGAUGACCACGGCCAGCAGCUCGCUCGGUACCUUCCAAGCCUGUCGCUCCACUCUCCCACCACCAAGUUGUCGCCGGUGUCUCCUGACGGCGGCCGUAAGCUUGGCAAAGAGCGCGCAGACGAACUUCUCUACAAGAUGCCCAUCCUGCGCAACAUGUCGCCUCUUCCCGACAUGAGCAGCGAGAGCGAGGACGACGACGUCGACGUCGAUGAAGGAUCUGGAGGCGGUGCAGCACCGUCGGUCGGCCAGCUCAACGGCGACGAUCCAGCCGGCAUGGCGGAUGUGCCGAAGGAAGGAAGCACGGGCGAGAUCUUCGGAGAGACCCAUUCUUGCCUGCCCCUCGUCAUCGAGCAGGAGGGUGGCAGCGCACGCAAAGAGCUCUACUGCAAGCUCGACUGCACCACGCACCAAUGCUUCAGUGUCGUCGAUGGCAAGUGGGCCUGCUAUCGCCGCAACUAUCUCAAGGUCGACGUGGCCUUUCGCAUAGAAGACGCCGACGGCCACACGCACGCGGCAGCUCUAGGCGAUCUCAUUUGCCAGCCAGCUGGCAGAGAUGCGUUUCGAGCCGAGCGCUUUGCAGUGCACAUGAGCGCGCACGUCUUGAACAAGGACGGCAAGCUCGUCAAGGGUCGGCAGGGGCAGGUGCCUCUGAUCCAGUUUGGCCCCGCACGCGAACGAGGACCGCGCGAGGCGGUGCAGCCCGUGGCACUGUGCAGCGGCGGCUCAUUGACGCCGGAUGCCGGCGCCAACGAGCAGAUGGCGAGUCGGCUGGGCAGCAUCGCGGCGUUCCGGCGUGUGCAGAUCCGCUCGGCGACGCUCAACAAUGGCCAGCGCGGUUCGGCGGGCCAGCAGUUCUAUGCGCUCAAGCUGACGCUGCUGGCGUUUCCGCGACAUGGACCGCUCACGACGGCGGCGGGCGUCGAGGUGGCGUGCCUCACGUCGCACCCGAUCACGGUGCGGGGUAGGUCCAAGGUGCACUAUGCUCCGAAUCCGGCAGCGGCGGUGCGCAGGAGGAACCAGGCGCGUCCGAGCACGUCGAGUGCCGGUACUCGCAAGGGCACUUCGCAGAGUCCGAGGAGGCUGGGAUCGGUGACGCCGGCGACGGCGGGUGGAUCUUGGACACAGGCUGGCAUGUCUGAGGCACUCGUCGACCUGCUUGCAUACGUUGGAUACGGCGAGAACCGAAGGAGCACGCGGCUGCUGCGAGUCACGACGAGCACGAGCAGCGGCAGCACGAGCAGCAGCAGCAGCGGUCGCGCCACGCCGUGUGCAUCGUCGCGCUCGAGCCGCAUCAUGGACAUCAGCAGCAUCGUCUGA